Botrytis cinerea B05.10 is the source of this 756-nucleotide messenger RNA. RefSeq lists its product as hypothetical. The transcript has 2 exons. Bases 19 to 732 code for a protein of 237 amino acids. The record is from RefSeq and is a predicted model, not a curated record. NCBI's taxonomy places the organism in Eukaryota, Fungi, Ascomycota, Leotiomycetes, Helotiales, Sclerotiniaceae.
GUCACAAGCACCAUCAAAAUGGAUACCUCAAACGCUUUCUUCACAAGACGCUGCCAGAUAACCAUCUUCAAACACAGAUGUCUCCAUGACGGACAAGAAAACAGCGCGAGAUGUAGGAGUCAUCUCAGAAAUCAAUCCUGUAUCCCCGAUGUGGUUUAUUCGGGGGAAGUCAAGGAUAAAGAUUGCCCAGAAUGUGUUAUGAGAAAUUCCGGUUAUGCUUCCGACGAAAUUUACAUGAACACAUCAAAGGCUUACACCAUAACAUCAAGACGUGAUACUACGAAAGACCUAAAGCGGCCAACUUCUUUCGUCAAAAGUCUAAGUGCUAAACGAAACUCCAGGCCAAUUGGAUCAGUAGGAGAUAUGUUGGCAAGAAGCAGGGACAUCAAGUCUCAAGGUAGAAAUAGUGAAUUGAGAUAUAGAAGAGCUAUCAUGAAGUCACGCAGUGAAAAUGGAUAUAAAACAUCUGAGAAUACACUUACAAACACAGCUAUGAAGGCACCUACGAGAAGAUUGAAAAUGGCUGCAAAGAAACAGCUGAAGUCGAAGAAGAAGACAGUAGAGCCAGGAAUGUAUGAUGGAAUGGAAGAGGAAAUGGAUAUGGCAAUGGAGGGAUAUGGAGACAAAGAUGAUGUAUCGGAUCUAUCUCGCGAGAUGACUCAUCUUACAUGCGAUCACGCAAAUGAGGUGUCUGAUCUAUCUCGAAAGAUGGGUCAUCUUACAUGCGAUUAGUUGGGUUAGCUAAUCAGCUCUGGA